Molecule: messenger RNA, 1045 nt
Organism: Anopheles cruzii
Lineage: Eukaryota; Metazoa; Arthropoda; Insecta; Diptera; Culicidae
Product: mitotic checkpoint protein BUB3-like
Exons: 2
Coding region: 1-984 (327 amino acids)
Biological process (GO): mitotic spindle assembly checkpoint signaling
Cellular component (GO): mitotic checkpoint complex; kinetochore; bub1-bub3 complex
Molecular function (GO): ubiquitin binding
Source: RefSeq, a predicted model, not a curated record
AUGUCGCAGAAAGGCGAGGUACAAAUUACGAACGCGCCGGUGGACGUGAUAUCGGCCGCCAAGUUUGCGCCAUCCAGCAACCAGUUCCUGCUCGUUUCGUCGUGGGACACCAGCGUGCGGCUGUACGAUGUGACCAGCAACACAUUGCGCCACAAGUUCUUUCACUCUUCGCCCGUUUUGGACUGCUCGUUUCUGGACUCGGUCAAAACGGUAAGCGGCGGACUGGACAAUGGCGUGAAGCUGUACGAUCUGAACACACACAUCGAGAGCAACCUCGGUUCGCACGAUGCAGCGGUCAAGUGCGUGGAGUACUCGUCGAUGGUGAACGGCAUCCUGACCGGCAGCUGGGACCGCACGGUGAAGCUGUGGGACGCCCGGGAGCGGGAGUGUGUCGGGUCGUACGAGCAGAGCGGUGGCAAGGUGUACGCGAUGAGCUGCAUCGAGGAGAAGCUGGUGGUGGCCACCUCGGAGCGCAAGGUGUUGAUCUGGGACCUGCGCCACAUGGGCAACUACACCGAGCGGCGCGAGUCUUCGCUCAAGUACCAGACCCGCUCGGUGCGCUGCUUCCCGAACAGGGAGGGCUACGUGAUGGGCUCGAUCGAGGGCCGUGUGGCGGUCGAGUUCUUCGACGUCAGCCCGGAGGUGCAGGCGAAGAAGUACGCCUUCAAGUGCCACCGGGGCAAAGUGAACAAUGUGGAACACAUCUACCCGGUGAACGCGAUCAGCUUCCACAACACGUACAACACCUUCGCGACCGGUGGUUCCGAUGGCUACGUGAACAUCUGGGACGGGUUCAACAAGAAGCGACUCUGCCAGUUCCAUCUGUACGACACAUCCAUCUCUAGCCUGUGCUUCAGCAACGACGGAACCACCCUGGCCAUCGCCUGCUCGUACAUGGACGAAGCAGAGCAACCGCCGGAACCGUACCCGACGCCGACACUCUACGUGCGGUACGUGAACGAGCAGGAAACACGCCCCAAAUAGGUGGAGCGGCCAUUGGCGCCUAGUGUGGCCCAUAGAGUAACAGUGAUGCUUCUAAUCUAAA